Coregonus sp. 'balchen' is the source of this 2331-nucleotide messenger RNA. The record is from the annotation of a GenBank genome assembly. NCBI's taxonomy places the organism in Eukaryota, Metazoa, Chordata, Actinopteri, Salmoniformes, Salmonidae.
AUGACCAGGUGGAUUGUAUUACUAUGUGUGUGUCUGUGCGUCACCUCAGCAACAUUCAACAACUAUCAGCAAAUCAGCAGCUAUGAGGAGCACUCCUUUCUGGGUAAGGGGACUUAUUACACCCCGUUAUACAUUACAUAUGAAAUGACAUAUUUAUCUGUGUGUGGUUUCAUGGCGUUGUGUGUGUGUGACUGUGUCUGUGUCUUUACCUGUGUAUGUUUGUUAAUCUCUGUCUGUCUGUCUGUCUGUCUGUCUGUCUGUCUGUCUGUCUGUCUGUCUGUCUGUCUGUCUGUCUGUCUGUCUGUCUGUCUGUCUGUCUGUCUGUCUGUCUGUCUGUCUGUCUGUCUGUCUGUGUCUGUGUCUGUGUCUGUGUCUGUGUCUGUGUCUGUGUGUGUCCAUCUCUCUGCCCUCUUCCCCUCCAGACCCUGAGGACACACUGAGUGUGAGUGUCCCACUGGAGCUGCCCCAGCGCCCUCUGCUGGGCAGCACCUUGGUACUACCCUGCUACUUCCAGGUAGGUCCUCCUGGCGCCACUAUCAAUACUACACAGAUAUGAGAAAUAAGGAUGUUGGAUUUAGCAAUACAAAUCAUAUUAUUAGAUUUUUUUAAUUUAAAAGAAACAAUAUGACUACCUCCUGUUUGAGGGACCCUCCCUUCACUGUUUUAACUCCCUUCACUGUUUUAACUCCCUUCACUGCUUUAACUCCCUUCACUGCUUUAACUCUCUUCACUGCUUUAACUCUCGCCAGUGCUUUAACUCCCUUCACUGUUUUAACUUGCUGUUUUAGCACAUUUCUUCCACUGAUGGCUUCUAUUAGCUCAUUAUUCCCCUCAGUGGGAAUCUGUUAAAAUGGGGUGAUAUGAAAGUGCAGUUUCUGAGGUUUCAAAAAAAAAAAUAAGGAUGUUGGAUUUAGCAAUACAAAUCAUAUUAUUAGAUUUUUUUAUUUAAAAGAAACAACAUGACCACCUCCUGGUUGAGGGACCCUCCCUUCACUGUUUUAACUCCCUUCACUGCUUUAACUCCCUUCACUGUUUUAACUCCCUUCACUGUUUUAACUCCCUUCACUGUUUUAACUCCCUUCACUGUUUUAACUCCCUUCACUGUUUUAACUCCCUUCACUGUUUUAACUCCCUUCACUGCUUUAACUCUCGCCAGUGCUUUAACUCCCUUCACUGUUUUAACUUGCUGUUUUAGCACAUUUCUUCCACUGAUGUCUUUUAUUAGCUCAUUAUUCCCCUCAGUGGGAAUCUGUUAAAAUGGGGUGAUAUGAAAGUGCAGUUUGAGGUUUCAAAACCGUAUUGCACGCAAUGAUUAUUAACGGUUAGACAGUGUCCGAGGUGUUGUACACAUUGGCUGCGUUGUGGUCAAUGGUUCGAAUGAGAACCCAAUGGCAUGCUCAUUGUUUGUCUGUAUUGUAAUUGUUUUUAAUAACCUGCCCAGGGACUGCGGUUGAAAAUUAGCCGGCCGGCUAAAAUCGGCACUUUUACCGAAACGUUGAAUAAUGUACACUGUCCCUAUAAAAACAAACUCAAACUUAACAAUGCUGCUUUAAGGCAGAAGUUCCUCCAACAUAAAUAUUAAUCAGUCAACAUGACUGACAUGAUUGAAGAAAAUGUCUUUGUCCAAUUUUAUGUCGCUUAGAAAACAUUUGUAUAUGCCAACAACGUUUAAGCAUUUUUUAUUUAUUUGUAUGAAUUAUUACAAAGGAUCCUGACAGACUCGCACCUUAUUAGUCACAUAAUAAUACUGCUUUACUUGAUUUUGGUGUUCUGUAACGAGACUGAGGGAAAGUGUAUGUAGACAGCUCUAGCAUCUUGAAAGUGAUGCUCGGGAGUAGCAUUAUUUAAUGUUCAAAAUGUUUUGCUGUGGUGGCAAAAAUAUUGCUGUGAAUAAUAUGGUGGUGUUUUUCUCUCAUUUUUACAGUGCCAUACUCGGUAUGUCCGGUAUUCGAUGGGGAGUCCUUAUUCAUUCAUUCCUUACGUGAACACACUGCCUUAUUCAUAAAAAUUCUUGUUAACCAGUGUCCUGAGUCUGAGAUCAGUUUUCGCACCCAGCGAAAAGGCAGUGUGUUCACGUAUGACAAGGAGAAGGACAUGUGUACUGUGGAGCCACGUUAUCGGGACAGGAUCCAAAUGAAGAAUUACUCCAACGGCCGUAUUUUUGAAUUUCGCAAUGUAACCAAAGAAGAUAUGGAUGAAAUAUAUGUGAUCUAUGCUUCCAAUACACCCCAUCAGAGAUUUGUAAUUACAAGUAAGAAGUCUCCUGUCCAUCUUUUUUUUUUUUUUACAGUAAAAGGUUUGAGUGGAAGUACAUGUGACAGUGGUUUCUAA